AAAAUCCCACGGCUGCCAGCAGCGAGAAAAAGGCCCACGGGGUCCCUGAGGUGCCGGAGCGGAUGGGCUGCUCGACCUGCGGGCAGGCGUUUGGCAGCCGGGAGGAGCAGACUGAGCACUACCAUCUUGACUGGCACCGCUUCAACCUGAAGCAGCGACUCCUGGGGCGCCGGGCGGUGCCAGUAGAAGUGUUUGAGGAGAAGACCCGUGCAGGUGAUGUUUCCAGCAUCUCUGGGUCUGAUUCGGAGAGCUCUGAUGCAAGCAGUGACUCGGAGUUGCUGCCUUCUGCCAGAGGCAGCCCCGGGACACCCCCGAUCCCCCGAUCCCACAAGGUGCUGCUCCGGAAUGCAAAGGGCCAGCUCAUCUCCGCCUACCGCUGUGUGCUGUGCACCGGGAAGGGUGGCAGUGAGGAACCAGCGGAGCUGAUGGCAUCACUGCAGAGCCUUGGUGCGAGCACGUGCUGGGUCGUGCUGAUGAUGGGCGGCGGGCACUUCGCAGGAGCUGUGUUCCGGGGCCCCCAGGUGCAGGAGCACAAGACCUUCCACCGCUACACGGUGCGAGCCCGGCGGGGCACAGCCCAGGGUCUACGGGAUGCCCAAACCCCGGGGUCAGCACCCAGGUCGGCAGGAGCCUCCCUGCGGCGUUACAACGAGGCUGCGCUGCUCAAGGAUAUUCAGGACCUGCUGGCAGCCUGGGCCCAGCACCUGAAGGAAGCUCAGCGCAUCUUCCUCCGGGCCCCACGCCACAACCGUGCACUGCUCUUUGGCGGCAGGAACCCACCCCUCAGCCAGGGGGACCCUCGCAUCUGCCACAUCCCCCUCAGCACCCGCAGGGCCACCCUGCGAGAGGUGCUGCGAGUCCAUGCCACGCUGGCCAGCCUGCAGGUGUACGGGAAGGACACGCCACUGGAGGACAUCACUGGGUCCCCCCGGAAGGGCUGGCAGAAGAGGCGGCAGAAAGCAGAGGUGGAUCCCCUGCAGGAGGACGCAAGUGCCCCUGUCUUAUCACCCCCCUCAGCCCCAGAAGAGGAGGAGGAAGAGGAGGAGGAAAACCCUGCAGGGGAACUGGAGACUGUAGAAGUAACACUGGGCACCUUGGACCUCCGGGAGUUCGAAGUGAUGCCCAAGCGAAACCGCAAAAGGAGGAAGAAGAAGGACAAGAAGGUGGAAAGAGGGCCCUGUGCUGAAGAGACGGCAUGCCGUGGGCAGCCCAGCCUGGAGCUGGUGACGGAGCUGCAGGGGGAGGCUGGGGCUGAGCCCCUGCCCUGGGGCGAUGGAGGAGACCCUCAGACCCAGCUCCGCGAUGCCCUGUUCACCGCCUGCAAAACAGGGGAUGUGGGGGCGCUGCGGCACCUCCUGGGUGUGCCAGAGAGUGGGGACCUGCCGGGGGACAGCAAGGAUGGGGAGGGCGCACAGCCCCUGGAUAUGCCCCGCUCCCUGCUCAACCAGCCCGUGGAUGAGCGUGGCUGCACUCUGCUUCACGUGGCGGCGCGGGCAGGGAAGGCCGAGGCUGUGUGCCUGCUGCUGGAGGCGGGGGCGGACCCUGCCCUCAGAGACAGGCAGGACAGGACCCCCUACUGCGUCUCUGCUGACAAACCAACCCGCAACGCCUUCCGCAAGUUCAUGGUGGACCAUCCGGACAAAUACGACUACAGCCGUGCCAAGGUGCCGGGACCCCUGACGCAGGAGAUGGAGGCCAAGAAGCUGGAGAAGAAGCGGGCCCAGAAGGCCCAGCGGAAGCAGCGGGAGCAGGCGCAGCGGGAGGAGCGGCAGCGCUGGGAGCAGGAGCAGGGCGAGAAGCAGCGGUUUGCAGCCCUGUCUGACAGGGAGAAGAGGGCCCUGGCUGCUGAGCGGAGGCUGGCUGCGCAGCUGCAGGACACCGGCACAACUUUUGCCAACAUCAGCCGCUGCUGGCUUUGUGGAGAGUCCCUGCUGGGCCGGAGCCCUUUCCAUUACCUCGACUUCUCCUUCUGCUCCACGGCCUGCCUGCAAACCCACCGCCGGGCCCGGGCUGGCCACACGUAG
This is a messenger RNA of Leptosomus discolor (cuckoo roller), 2024 nucleotides long. NCBI's taxonomy places the organism in Eukaryota, Metazoa, Chordata, Aves, Leptosomiformes, Leptosomidae. The record is from RefSeq and is a predicted model, not a curated record.